This is a messenger RNA of Tachysurus fulvidraco (yellow catfish), 2064 nucleotides long. It is a transcript of the gene rbks, whose product is annotated as ribokinase. The record is from RefSeq and is a predicted model, not a curated record. The transcript is spliced from 9 exons. Gene Ontology annotation, biological process: D-ribose metabolic process. Gene Ontology annotation, molecular function: ribokinase activity. Bases 166 to 1110 code for a protein of 314 amino acids. Lineage: Eukaryota; Metazoa; Chordata; Actinopteri; Siluriformes; Bagridae.
AUGGCCUCUAAAAGCGUGCUUGUGUGUACACCAGUUACAUGUUUACAUACUGCUGUACUAAUUAGUAUGUUAAAAUAGUGCACACGUGAGUCUAACUUUGGUUUAUUAGCUUGUUGGGUAAAAGUUCAGAGUUUAUUCUGACAACCCGUUUGGACAGAUCAGGACAUGGCUGAAAAAUUGGAUGUUGUAGUAGUAGGCUCCUGUAUGACUGAUCUGGUCAGCCAGACCCCUCGACUGCCCAAAGCUGGUGAGACAAUACACGGACACAAGUUUUUCAUCGGCUUCGGUGGCAAAGGAGCAAACCAGUGCGUCCAGGCUGCUCGCCUCGGAGCCAAGACUGCGAUGGUGUGCAAGGUGGGAAAAGAUUUUUUCGGGAGCAGCUAUAUUCAGAAUUUCAAAGACAACUCCGUAUGCACAGCUUUUGUGACUCAGACGGCUGAAGCCAUGACCGGCGCUGCCUCCAUCAUCGUAAACGAUGCAGGUGAGAACGCCAUAGUGAUUGUAGCAGGUGCCAACAUGCUGCUGGGGGAAGAGGAGCUGGAGCAGGCACGCUCUGCCCUGGCUAAAGCUAAAGUGCUGCUCUGCCAACUGGAGAUCAGCUCACACAUCUCACUUCAGGCCCUGAGAAUAGCCCGACAAAGCAAUGUGAAGACCGUCUUUAACCCUGCCCCUGCUAUUCCAGACCUCCACUCUGACUUCUACAAGGAAUCAGAUGUUUUCUGCUGCAAUGAAUCUGAGGCUGAGUUGCUAACGGGGGCUCAUGUAGCGUCAGUGGAUGACGCAGGACAUGCAGGUCUGGAGCUGCUGAACCGAGGUUGUGCUGCAGUCAUCAUCACAUUGGGCUCACAAGGCUGCGUGGUGCUGCAGGCCUCAAACCCCAAUCCCAAACACAUCCCUACAACUAAAGUCACCCCAGUGGACACUACGGGUGCAGGAGACAGCUUCCUGGGUGCACUGGCCUUCUACAUGGCCCAGUAUCCGUCUAUGCCUCUGGAGGAGAUGAGCAGGAGAGCAAACCUGGUAGCUGCAGUGUCUGUGCAGAGCGACGGCACUCAAACAUCUUAUCCGUUCAAGAAGGACCUGGCAACAGAACUGUUUCUGAAAGAAUAAUCUCUUACCUCAAACAUAGCUCCAACAGAAUUGCUGUAUAUAAAUUUAUACCACAGCGCUGUUUAAUUCUCAAAUCUGAUUGGUCAGAAAGUGGGCAAUAUUUAGGGAAUAAUAAUAAUAUAAUAAUAAAUGAUAUAUAUAAAAAUAUAAUAUAAUAAUAAAAUAUAAUAAUAAAUGAUUUGCAGGGACUCUUGUGUGUUCCACAGCAUUACAUCUAACAAUAUACUGGUAAAUGUGCAAUUUGUCAUUCAUUAAUAAACUUAAUAUUGUAAUCUUUGGCUGAUUGCUCAGGUUUAAGAGGAAUAACACUCUAUACACUGUGGUGUUAUAAACAGAUAAUCCAUUUCAGGGUAUUAUGACCAACAUGGAUUAUUCCAUAUAUUUACUGCCAUUCUUAAUCCACAAACGCUUUUGGGAGAUGUUGGACCAAUUGGUGUUGGAGUUCAGUUAAGGUGAGACACAUUAAGGGCCAGAGCAUAUGAUUUACAUCACGCCAUCCGACGAGCCACAGUGCACCACUGAUGUGGGCGGAGUCAUCCUGGAAGAGGCCACACCUAUGUCCAUGUUUUAUUACAGGAUUGAGGUGAGCAGUUGUCAGAAGAACUCUGCAUUUAUAUACAGUGAUGGUAAAAUAAAUGACUUUGAAUGAGUGUAACAGUACCUGUACUAAAAAUCAUUUAAAAAUGUAAUGUUUAUGGAAUGAUUACAUACAAAACUAAAUUAUUAAAGAAAAAUAAUUAAAGAUAUGUACCAACUGUGUAACUUUGUUAUAAUAAUAGGAACAAAUAACAGGACUUCCAGGGUCAACGGUCAGUGUUGUGUCGCUUUGAUUAAAAUGUUGGUUUUUGUCUCCAAUGAUAUUAAAAACAGUUUUUAGUCAAGUGUGUGCUUCACUACUGUAAAACAAGCGGUGUGAUGAUAUUCUGCCAUUAAAGUAAAGCGUCUUCACUUCCA